This is a messenger RNA of Danio rerio (zebrafish), 3694 nucleotides long. The record is from RefSeq and is a predicted model, not a curated record. NCBI's taxonomy places the organism in Eukaryota, Metazoa, Chordata, Actinopteri, Cypriniformes, Danionidae.
CCGUUAUUAGAAAGUGUGACAACUUGCCCCGGCGAUCAAUCGCUCCGCGCCUGAUGAUUCCGUGACUUGCGCAGGAGGGCGGGAGCCUCGAGAGAGAAUGAAGGAGCAGAAAACCAGCAUCCUCAGCUAAUAACACCGACCGAAAUCAACACCCUGGCUUAUAAUUAAAAUCAUUCGCUUGUGAGGGAGUGAAUGACAUUGGCACAUCAGUCAUGUAUUCUGAGGAGUGGAGCAGGAAUCGGCAGGGUAGAGAGAAGACUGUGAUCACGAAUUUCAGUUUUAGUCAGCUGCCAGAGGAGGAGAAGACGGGUAGGAGAAAACCUCACAGUGCUCAUGACUCUGACGAAUCCAUUCCAGAUGAUCGAUACCAUAGCAUCUACUUUGCCAUGCUGCUGGCUGGUGUGGGCUUUCUACUGCCAUACAACAGCUUUAUCACUGAUGUGGAUUAUCUCCAUCGUAAAUUCAAAGGCACCUCUAUUGUGUUCGACAUGAGUUUGACGUACAUACUGGUGGCUCUCAGCGCUGUCAUCGUGAACAACGCGCUGGUGGAGAGACUGAGUUUACAUACUCGCAUCUGUGUGGGAUACCUGUUUGCGUUGGGACCUUUGGUGUGUGUGAGUGUAUUUGACGUCUGGUUGGAGCUGUUCAACACUCAGCAGUCCUAUGCUGUUACUCUGGCUGCGGUUGCCAUUGUUGCAUUUGGAUGCACAGUGCAGCAGUCCAGUUUCUAUGGUUACACAGGGAUGCUGCCCAAGAGAUACACGCAGGGUGUGAUGACUGGAGAGAGCACUGCAGGAGUUAUUGUUUCUCUGAGCCGGAUUUUUACAAAGCUGCUGGUGGAGGAUGAGAAGAACAACACUAUUAUCUUCUUCCUGUUCUCCGUCUCAAUGGAGACGCUCUGUUUUCUGCUUCAUGUGGUGGUUCGCCGAACACACUUUGUCCGUUAUCACACCAGCAGAGCUCGCCAGAGCCACAGCUGGCUCAAAGGACAGAUUAAUAACGUUACGACACAAAAGCACAGCGGCUAUCAGAUACAUUACGACAGCAGUGCAGAGGAAGAGGAUGGAAUGGCGUCAAGCAUGGUUGACGAUGCUGAUGCGGUUAAUCUGGGUAACGGUUCCCAUGGAGAUGGCAUAUACGUCAGAUUCGAUGUGCCUAAACCAGAAGCCAAAAGGAGCUGGAUCAGUGUGAAGGAGCUGCUGGGUCGGAGGUGUGCUGUAGCCCGGGUGAUCUGGCCAUAUAUGCUUUCAAUCUUGGUGACAUAUUUCAUCACUCUGUGUCUGUUCCCUGGUUUGGAGUCAGAGUUGCACAACGAUACACUGGGAGAAUGGCUGCCUAUCCUCACCAUGGCUCUGUUCAACAUGGCUGACUUUGUGGGCAAGAUCUUGGCGGCGUGCCCAUACGAGUGGGGUGGUGUGCAGCUGCUGGUGUGUUCGUGUUUGCGCGUUCUCUUCUUGCCCCUGUUUGUGAUGUGUGUGUCGCCUGUGCAGCGCCCCCUGCUGGCACACCCUGCCUGGCCCUGCGGCCUGUCUGUGAUGCUAGGUAUCAGUAACGGAUAUCUUGGCUCUGUACCAAUGAUACAGGCAGCUGGCAAAGUGCCACUUCAGCAGCGAGAGGUGGCAGGAAACACCAUGACUGUGUCGUACAUGGCUGGACUGAUGCUAGGGUCUGCAGUGUCUUACUCAACAUACAGUCUGACCUCACAGGCACACUCCUCUCACACCACGCUGAAACUCAACAGCACACUCACGUUGCACAACUAUAUGCCUGGCCACUGAGGAGAAUCCAGCACACAUGAACAUUGGUUUGUACAGGUGAUGAUUAUGUAGGACUAAAAAAAAACAUUUCCGAAGGCUAUCCUGCUGGAAACACUAGCUUAAACCUGAAAAUGCAUUCUGGUCCAAGCUGGUUUAUAUAAGGAAGGUCUUCUGGUUAAGCAUAUUGAAAUUAUUGGGAAUAUUGUUCGAUAAUCUGAUGUAUUAUUGUUCCAGUUAUCUUUAAAUGUUCGGCCACCUUGUGUUAUUUACAGUGAGGUGGUGUAAAGCUGUACUUUUUGAAUGAUUGAUAGUCUUGUCUUGUUUUAGGCGCUCCAUUUUGAUCUGUUUCAUUAAUAACCAAUUAGCCUCAUUAUUGGCAGACUGAUGUAAAAACUAAAAUAUGUUUGAUUGUUUUUUUGUUUGAGUUAAUUUAAACAUUUUAAACUUAAACCUUGUCCAGCUAUGGGGGAAAAAUACUUAAUUCUGUUUGAAUGUUUUUGUUUGUUUACAUGUCUUUACGCCGUGUUAAGCUUACUUUUUUGGUUGAUGUGCACCAAAAUUAAUAUUCAAACGAACUGCAUCAGCAGAACCGUCACACUUUUGUUUUAUUCAAACCCAACAUGCCAAGUGUGAUCGCACCAGAUAAGAUGCCACAUAUCUCACAAAUAUUGACCAAUCCCUUACAAAAAAAUUACUGCAGUUUUUAAAGAAAUACUGCAGUCAUAGUUAACUUCUGUAAAGUGCAGUUUUUUUGGACACACAAAAAAAAAAUGCAUUAUUCAAGUAUAUUGCAAUAUUACUACAAUACAACUGAAUUACUACACAACUAACUGCAGUACAUCUACUGCAAUACAACUGAAGUACUACUACAGUACAACUGAAUUACAACUACUGCAAUGGUACUGAAGUGAUACUACCACGACUACUAAAAUGCAGUACAACUACUGCAAUGUCACUAAAGUGAAACUACUACUAUAAUGCAGUACUGUUACUGCAAUACAGCUGAUACUACUACAGUACAACUGCAGUACAACUACCACUUUUCCUGCUUGGUUUCCAAAUGAAGUUUCAGCACUUAAGUUGUAAUGCUGAAGUUUUACCACAAAAUAUUGUAUUGCACUUUUCAGAACUACAGAAAUGCAUGUACUGCAAUACCUAACAAAACUAAAGUGCUCUUUUAAUACUUAUAUACCUAAGUGCAUUAAAUUAUAUAACUUAUAUCACUAUAUUGCCCCACUUAGUUUAUUUAUUGUUACUUCAGUUGUACUGCAGUUGUACUGCUGUUGAAUUUUAUUGUAUUAUAGUUGAACUGUGUUUAUACCUCAUUAUACUGCAAUGUUGCAAUUGCGUUGAAGUUUGCCAGUUAUUCUUGCAUAUAGGCUACUGCUGUUGUACUGUUCAGUUCACUGCAGUUAUUUUUUAAUAUUCGUUUUUGCACAUAAACUCUUAAAAUUCGAAAUUAGAAAAUGACUUGAACCAAAAAAACAUCCCUGAAAAAAAUAAACAUUCGUGAAAAAUGUUGAAGAAAAAACCCCUUGGAACACAAGUGCAGUACAGUUCUUACCACAUUAUUGGGAUAUUAGACUACAGCAGCACAAGUGCAGUAAAUACAGAGUUUACUUGUUUUUUACUGCAGUUUAGUGCAACUUAUACUGCUGUUUAACUUUAUUGUACUGUAUUAGAACUGUGUUUAUACUUCAUUGUAUUGUAGUUUUGCAAUUGUGCUUAAUUUUACUGCAGUUAUACUUCUAUAUACUGCUUUUGUACUUCAGUUUACUGCAGUUAUUUUUUUGUAAGGGAUAAAGCAAAUAUCGUUGCAGUCUGGGAUGUUGUAGCACUUCCGUUAAGGAUGAAACAUGAAGCACUUUGUCACUUGUCUCAUCAUUCAUUAAUUUUUUCAUGUUAUCGUCAAUAAAUUCAUGAAAUUAUGGAAAUAA